CUUUCAGACAAACGGUAACUUCAAAGGCUCACUAGAAUUUUAAUAUUUAUUUUCAACUAUCAAAACGCGUUUUUGUUAGUAAUUAGUACUUUUAAGAAGAAAUGAUUUUAAAUAUAUCGAAUUUACUUCAAACAAAACCAAAACAAUGAAAUGAAAGCCGUAAAGUAAAGAGCAAAGAGAAUAGGAAUAUAAUUAAUAAAUAGUGACAGUGACAGAUAUCACUGACAUAGCCUAUCAGAAACAUCACAAACUUUACUUCAUCGACAUGGUUGUGGGAACAUGUGGGCCAUUUCUGUCGGAUCGUGUAAAUCUAAUUUAUGUUUCUAGCUCACAUACCUGUCAAACGCUACGCUUGGGAAAAGAUAAGCUUUUGUCUAUGCUUACAGAAGUCCAAAUGAAGUGUGCGAAAGAGAAGCCAUCACGUAUAUGAACAUCCCAUGAGUGCGAAAGAGGCAGAUUACAUGUGAGAAAACGUAACCAUUUUUGAGUUAGAAGAUGGUUAGAAGCAAAGAGCAUAUAACACUACGUUUACUCUUUGGUUUCAACACAGUGGGCUGUCAGUGUCAAAUUGACAUGUAUUGGUCAAGUACAUUUACAUUGUUCUAGUUGCAAACGAAACUAUUUUGUGUUAUAAACACAUAUCAGUUCACAUUAUUUGUUAAUAUAAUUACUAAUUACUCUUUCAUGUGUUACCAAUUAAUUCGGCCUAUCAGUGUUUUGUGGUUGUACGAGUUUCCAAGUGUAAAUUCCAGACAUUUCAUGGUUUAGUGUUCGUACUGUUCGUGAUUCAUAAAUAUAAUAAGUAUCCAGGAUGCAUCUUGGUGUAAAUUUGUCCAAUGCUCUUCAGCAAUUGGAAAGUGUGAAAGCUGCUGUGGAUCAAAGUGAUGAUCCGAAACUGAAGGCUGCUACCAAUGAUGACCUGAGCAUGUUGAUUAGUUUGCUGGAGAGUCCGAUCCUGAAGAGCAUAGCUACACUUCAGGACUCUGUUGGCAUGCUGGCUACGCAAGUGGCUCAUCAUCCUUCGAUUCUGCCUGGUGACUUUGAUAUUACUCCUGCAGGUGAACUUGCUCUCCAAGCUCGAAACUUGUAUGGCGCGGAAGGCGAGGAAGAACAGCGAGUCCCGCAGGUGUCUCCCCCGCACUGUCUCGACUUUGGCUCGAGCUCGGACAACGAGCGAGUGCUCGGGCUCGACUCUGCCUCAAUCGACUCUAACAUGUCACCUAAACAGAGUCACGGCAUCCUCGAUAUGUCCAGAAACGACGAUUCUCUGGCGUCUGCCUCUCCUAACAUAGUUGCGGGCGACUGGGCGCAAGUGGAGGUCAUAAACCUAGUCAACGACGGAACUGGUCUUGGAUUCGGUAUAAUUGGGGCAAGGACCAGUGGCGUAAUUGUCAAGACCAUCUUGGCGGGUGGCGUUGCGGACCGCGACGGGCGCCUCAAGUCUGGAGAUCACAUUCUACAAAUAGGAGACGCUCAUUUGGUGGAAAUGGGUUCCGAGCAGGUUGCGGGCGUGCUCCGAGCAUCCGGUUCACGAGUCCGCUUGGUGGUAGCCCGCGCCGUCGACCCGGCCCUAGCGCCGCCCGCGGCCGCGCCGCUCGUCCCCGCUAGGCUCCUGUCGGACCCGGAGGCGCUGGACCGGUAUCUGCUGGAAACCGGUUUCGAGCAGGUGUUCCACACCCAGCCGGUGCACCAUCCGCCCGCUUCUCGGUUCGUGUUUGAUAGCGCGGUGUCACCGCCUCCAGAAACAGAUGCUGAAUCACCAGAGGUCGACAGAUUUACGGUGCAGCUGAAGAAGGAUGAGAAUGGACUGGGAAUAACUAUAGCAGGUUACGUGUGCGAAAAAGAGGAGCUAUCGGGUAUCUUCGUCAAGUCGGUGUCCCCGGGCAGCGCGGCGGCGUUGAGCGGUCGGGUGCGAGUCAACGAUCGCAUCGUGGCCGUCGAUGGCGCGUCGCUGGCCGGCAAGUCCAACCAGCGCGCCGUCGACGCGCUCAAACAGAGCGGGAAUCUCGUCACACUCGAGCUGGAGAGAUACCUGCGCGGGCCCAAAUAUGAGCAGCUACAGCAAGCCAUAGCGGCUGGCGAGAGUGCUGGCGCGGCGACCGUCGCGCACAACCCGUUCCUGCACAUGCACCGGCCAGAACCGGCGCACCACGACAUACAGAUGACGACUUUGCACAACCUAGAAUCCACCGUGGAGGAUCCGGUGCCGUCGCCGCCGCGCAGCCCGCCCGGAGCGCGCGUGCAGCCCGCGUUUGAGAUGCCGCGCACCGCUGAACAGAAGGAGGCUAUUAGGAGGAAGUGGCAGUCCAUAUUAGGUGAAGACGUGGAAAUCGUAGUGGGAGUAGUGAUGCGCGGCGGCGGCGGCCUCGGCAUCUCGCUGGAGGGCACCGUGGACGUGGAGGGCGGCCGGGAGGUGCGGCCGCACCACUACGUGCGCUCCGUGCUGCCCGAGGGGCCCGUGGGCCGCGCCGGCGUGCACCGCCCCGGCGACGAGCUGCUCGAGGUGAACGGGCACCGGCUGCUGGGCAUGAACCACCUGGAGGUGGUGUCGAUCCUGAAGGAGCUGUCGAGCGAGGUGUGCAUGGUGUGCGCGCGGCCGCGCCCGCCGCCCGCGCCCGCGCCGCCGCUGGACCUGGCGCCGCCCGCGGCCACGCUCGUCAAGGCUAAAUCCGACGGCAGCCUGGCGGGCGCGGGCGCCGAGGAAGGCGGCUCGCUGUCGGGCGGGAAGGUGCGCUCGCGCAGCCUGGAGCCGCUCACCGGGCUCGCCAUGUGGUCCUCCGAGCCGCAGAUUAUAGAACUGCUGAAAGGCGAGCGCGGCCUCGGCUUCUCAAUCCUGGACUACCAGGACCCGCUGCGGCCCGCGCACACGCUCGUGGUGAUCCGCUCGCUCGUGCCGGGCGGCGUGGCGCAGCAGGACGGCCGGCUCAUCCCCGGCGACCGGCUGCUGUUCGUCAACGACCAGAACCUCGAGGACGCGAGCCUGGAGCAGGCGGUGGCGGCGCUGAAGGGCGCGCCGCGCGGCGUGGUGCGCAUCGGCGUGGCCAAGCCGCUGCCGCUCGUCGACGCGCCGCCGCCGCUGCCCGCCUCCGCGCCGCCCCGCCGCGACUGAGCGUGAGUGCGCCUACAUCGGCGUGGCCAAGCCGCUGCCGCUCGUCGACGUGCCGCCGCCGCUGCCCGCCUCCGCGCCGCCCCGCCGCGACUGAGCGUGAGUGCGCCUACAUCGGCGUGGCCAAGCCGCUGCCGCUCGUCGACGUGCCGCCGCCGCUGCCCGCCUCCGCGCCGCCCCGCCGCGACUGAGCGUGAGUGCGCCUACAUCGGCGUGGCCAAGCCGCUGCCGCUCGUCGACGUGCCGCCGCCGCUGCCCGCCUCCGCGCCGCCCCGCCGCGACUGAGCGUGAGUGCGCCUACAUCGGCGUGGCCAAGCCGCUGCCGCUCGUCGACGUGCCGCCGCCGCUGCCCGCCUCCGCGCCGCCCCGCCGCGACUGAGCGUGAGUGCGCCUACAUCGGCGUGGCCAAGCCGCUGCCGCUCGUCGACGUGCCGCCGCCGCUGCCCGCCUCCGCGCCGCCCCGCCGCGACUGAGCGUGAGUGCGCCUACAUCGGCGUGGCCAAGCCGCUGCCGCUCGUCGACGUGCCGCCGCCGCUGCCCGCCUCCGCGCCGCCCCGCCGCGACUGAGCGUGAGUGCGCCUACAUCGGCGUGGCCAAGCCGCUGCCGCUCGUCGACGUGCCGCCGCCGCUGCCCGCCUCCGCGCCGCCCCGCCGCGACUGAGCGUGAGUGCGCCUACAUCGGCGUGGCCAAGCCGCUGCCGCUCGUCGACGCGCCGCCGCCGCUGCCCGCCUCCGCGCCGCCCCGCCGCGACUGAGCGUGAGUGCGCCUACAUCGGCGUGGCCAAGCCGCUGCCGCUCGUCGACGCGCCGCCGCCGCUGCCCGCCUCCGCGCCGCCCCGCCGCGACUGAGCGUGAGUGCGCCUACAUCGGCGUGGCCAAGCCGCUGCCGCUCGUCGACGCGCCGCCGCCGCUGCCCGCCUCCGCGCCGCCCCGCCGCGACUGAGCGUGAGCGCGUCUUCCCUACACUGGUACCCUAUAUCGCUAUAUUUAAUAUCCUAUACAAAAUAUUCACUGCUUGUAUAAAAUUUGUAGCCUGAAAUAAAUUUGUGCUUAGAAUUUGACAGGUAUUAUAGAUGGCGCCGUUCAGCUCCAUAUAUUCUGUGUUAACUUUAGCUGUCAAAGUUCACAUUUGACAAUUUAGUUCCUACAAAACAGGAGCUGUACGGCGUCAUCAACUUCAGUUGUCAAACUCGGGGCUCAAUUUAUUUAGACUACAAUUUUAUUACAUCUAUUACAACAGAUAACUCUCCCUGUAGCUUUAUCCUCAUUUAACUGACUGAUCAACGUUUCUCAAUUGUGAACUAUGAAACUUUCCAAACAAAUAAUAUUUAGUGAAUAUUUCCAAUGGGGACAGAGGACUGGGAACGAUCGACCCUUUGACUGUUUAUGAGAAGUUUAAUUGUGAUUACGGUCAACCUGAAUUUCUCUCGGCAAGGGAAAGUUCAUACUUCAACUGGAUAUCAUUCUUAAUCAAACCAUCUUCCUUACAAAUCGUCUAAGAUAACCGGCAAAGUUGCAUAUCGUCUAGUAUCACAAUCACUUAUAAAUUAAAGUAAAAACAUAGAUCACAGAUAGCACAGACAACUAAUUUAAUUAAUAAUGUAUUUGUAUUAUUUUAAACAUAGAACAAAAGCAUCUAAACCAGGAAUUUUAACAUAAAGAAAGACUACUAAAUUUAUAAUCCUUCCGUUAGUAACCGGUAAAUAUAUAUGUAAUGAAAUAUUGAAACGAAUUUAAAAUGCUGUGGAAUUAAGGAAGACCUCUCAUGACUGUUCAAAAUGUUUAAUGGUGUUUAAUAUCAUCAGUUUUUGUUACAUACUAAGAUGAAUAUUUAUAUAUUAAAGUACUUAUUAAAAUUAAUUAUUCACUGUAUUUAACUUAUCGAAGGAAUUUAUUAUAUUGUUAACCGUGUUAUUAGUGGAAUUGACGUAUUAAGUAGAUUAACAAAUAGAACCUUGAUGACACAUUCCAAUAUUAUUAUUAAACUUUUCAUGUGACCUGAACUAUACUUGUACUUAAUUAAUUAGGUGAUGAAUUUAUAAUGUCUUUUUUAGUCAAUUACCUUAGUUAUAGACAUUAGCCCUCCAUUAUGUUAGAUAGUAGAAAUUAUACUUAUCCAAGUAUUCCAUUUAUGUUUAUGUUUACAGUAUUAGAAUAUCUGAUAAUAUUUUAGAACAUAUUAAAUUGCAAGAUCAAUAUGGGUAAGUGUGGCAGUCGGAUAAGUGUGGCUGGGGGGCCUGUUUACACAUUCCCCGCUAAACGCAAGUAGCAAGUAGCCAAUCGCGAUAAAUUUAAUCACUGUGUAAACAGGCCCCAAUGAGAAGGCCAGCCACACUUAGCCCUAUGCCGCACUUAACCGUAUUGACCUUAUAUCUGUUUUUGACUACCCUUGUAUUUAUCGAUUGUAUUCAAAUAGUUAUCACACUUAUAUUAAAUUUUAAGCAUAAGUUA
Molecule: messenger RNA, 5557 nt
Organism: Cydia pomonella (codling moth)
Lineage: Eukaryota; Metazoa; Arthropoda; Insecta; Lepidoptera; Tortricidae
Gene: Patj
Product: patj homolog
Exons: 16
Coding region: 812-3109 (765 amino acids)
Molecular function (GO): protein binding
Source: RefSeq, a predicted model, not a curated record